CAAAGUGCAGAGCGUGACUGUGAACGUGCUUGUGACGGCACGCACGGUUGCUGUUGUUUUUCUAGUUUCGGGUGGCUGUUGUUAUACAGUAGUUUGUUCGAUUAAGCGAAGGACUAAACGGUGUAGGUUUUUCUUUUUCAUCCUUGGAGUGCUUUUACUCGUCAAUGAAUCAGCUUCUAAUGCGUGAGUGAGUGUGUGAGUGUGCCAAAAAAAAGGGACUAUUUCUUCAUCUGCGUGUUUGUGUACGUGAAAAAGGACACGUGAUCGAUGCGCUAGCACGAAAACAACAACAAAAAACUCCGCCGAUCAUCAAUCAAUACACACUCGCGCUGGGCUCUUUAGCUGUGUGAGUGUGUGUGUGAAUGAAGCGAACAGAGCAAAACACGGCAAGCUACUAACCACUUAAUUUGGGGUGGACGAAACUGUGUGGCCCAACCUGUCAAAAGUGCGGCAGCAAAGCUAAAUCCUUUUUGCUUUCCUUCGUGUGGUGCGCAGUGAAUCGAUCAAAUCGGAUUUUAUCCUCCCCGCGUAAGAGAUCCCGGUGUACCAAGGACGAAGAGCAGUGAAAGCAGCUUCGGUGUUCGAAGAACAGUUUUUGUUGGUUAUCAAUCAAUCUGCAUCCCCACAUUCAAUCAACCAACAAAGCGAGUGUUCGUGUGGACGAGUGUUGACAGUGUGUACGCGAAGGACCGUCUGCUGUGUCGGCAAGUGGCACGGGCCUUGGGUAGCCGAGCCCUUGGUGGAGAUUUUGAAGCUGCACGCGAAACGCAACCCAAGCACCAGAGCGCCCCGCAAGAAGGAUCGCUUGCCAAGCAUCAACGCACCCGCUGCGAACGAACGGCGUCAAGCGACGAACGCUCGUCUUUCAAGAUGGGACACCCAUCGCAUCCAAAGUACCGCUGUCCGGGUAGAGCAGGUCGCGAGCGGAUCAUGACGCUGUGGGUGAUGGUACUAUUCGUCACCGUCCCCACACUGCCCUUCCCAGGCGUGUCCGCCAUCACGACGACCGACUCGUUGGUGGAGGCAACGCACACGACGCUCCCGGUGACGCUCGGCGAGACGGAGACGACGCCGGACCGCUCAGCCUCCGACCUGAGCGAGGCGGAAACGAAGGACCCCACGCAGCGGCUCGAGAUCAUCAAGCAGAUCCGCAAGGUGAACCAGGACGGUUCGUACACGGUCGGCUACGAGGCGGAGGACGGUACGUUCAAGAUCGAGAGCCGGGACGUGCUGGGCAACAUCAAGGGUACGUACGGGUACAUCGACGCGAACGGCGACAUCAAGCGGGUCUCGUACGGCGGCGGACAGUCGACCGCAACGCUGCCAAUGGUGUCGACCGUGCCGACGCCCGAGGGGGAGAUUGUGCACAUUCCGCCGCGCUUCAACCGCACCCAGCAUCUGCUGAUGCCGACCACACGCCGCCCGCCCAACUAUCAUCCACCGCAGCAGCAGCAGCAGCAGCACCAUUCCCAUCUUCAUCACAACCCGCAGCACGCGAGCACACUGCGCCCGAGCGUCAUUCAGACGAUUCCGCGCAAACGGCACGGCUACUCCACCACCACACCGACCACACCGGCGUCCAGUGGCUCCAGCAGCAGCACGAUGGCAAUGAACGGAGGCAACUCACCAACCACCACACCUACCACCACCACGACCACAACCACCGAAAGCACUGUGACGUCAGCGGCCACCGAAACGGGCGGCCAUCUGGCAGCGGCGUUCGGUGAACCAACAGCCGCCUCGACGCACUCCUCCACCGUGCACACCAAACCCGGCACGCUGCUCAUUAUCCGACCGACGCCCCUCCCCUACCAGGCGGCCAAGACGGCCGAACAGCUUGCCCGGCCCGAGCGGCUCGAGGCGGCUAAGUACACGCACGCCCCGCCCGCCAAAAAGCCCGUCCGCGGUAACUUCCUGCGCCGCCAGCUGGCCCCGGCCGUGAGCGAGUCCGGCGAGCAGUACGAGGCGCAGCCGCAGCAGAUCAUCUACGGCCAGUCGGCGGCCGACGGCGAACUCGGCAGCAUCUUCUCCGGCGGCGCAAAGCCCCUCUACACCACCCAUCCGACGCCGCGCAUCCCAGCCGCCGUGCUGGCGGCCCGGCAGCGUGCCGCCCACAUCCAGAGCGUGCUGCAGGCGGGUCAGGCCGGCCCCGACCGGCUCACCACCGAGCGCGUGUACGUGAAGCAACCGGUCCGACCACAGCCACCAAGGCACGAACCGGCCCCGAUCCUGUACGAAACCUCGACCGAGCCGAGCUCCGAGCACAGCUACGUCACCGACGGACCGGCGUCCUCCUCAGUCGUGCAAAUUCCAGCCGCCAAUCGGGUCCUGGCGACAAGCGAAGCCGAACCGCACGCGGAAGAGCGUCGCCCGAUAUUCCGCCCCCGGCCGAUCGAGUUUCGCCCGCGCGAGGACGGCUCAUCGCAACCGCCGCCGCCCGGACGCUUCCGCACGCCGUACGGAUUGCCGCCGCCAUACGCGAGGUCCUUCACGCCGCUGCCACCACCCGGAGAGCUACCGUACGGUGGGCGUGACCCGGACGACAAGGACCGGGAGGCGGACGAACCGCAGCCGCAUCUCAACAGCCUUCUGCCCUAUCGGCAGCAGCGGCGGCUGAAUCUGCCGCCGGCAGAUCCCGCCUACCAGCCGCAGCAGUCACUCAGCGCAACUCAGCCGCCCCAGCAGCACCAGCCGCAGCAGCAGCAGCAGCAACAGAACUCGUACCCUAUUCCCGUCCCAUACAACCCGGUCGGCUAUCCGCGACUGCCCUCCAGCCCGUACUACUAUGACAUCCCGCCGGAGCGUCCACUGACCGCGCGGGACUUUGAGCGCAUCCUGCAGGUGCUCAUCUUGCGCCAUCAGCAGCAGCAGUUCGCUCAGCAGGCGUCGCGCUACCGUCUCGGUGGCGGCGGCGGCGGCUACGGCGGCUACAAUGGAGCCUUUCCGUACAAUCCCUACUUCCCCGGGCCCUCUCCGGCACCGUACGGACUCGGUGGCCCAUACCUCGGCGGCGGCUACCCUCAGCAACAGAUCCCCCGACCACCACUGCCCUUCCCCUAUCCAGGUGCGGGACCUUACGAUGCGCCCGGCUACCAGAACCCACUCUACAGCCCAUCCGCACCGAGUGCAAGCGUACGGGGUGGCGGCGUAGCUGCUGACGGUGCCCAGUCCGACCCGCUCGACGGUGGCUUCGUGCGCCGCAACGGCCAGUACUACCAGCCGGCGCUCGAUGCGCCCGGUUCGGCCGCCACCGGAUCGCUCCGUUCCGCCGACUAUCUGCCGCCGGACGUGCGCGAAAGCCUGCUCUACCGGAUGCUGAUGCUCGCUAUCCAGGCACCCGGUGCCGGCACGGACGUACUGCCGCCCGGACCGCAGUCCGCCGGCCAGCAGUACCCCGGUCUGCAGCACCUGCAGGGUGCGUCCUCGAUGCCACGGCCCCAAACCCAACCGAGCCAGAUGACAGGCCGCCAGCAGGACGGGCAGAGCACGGUGACGGCCGCCGCCGCCGCCACGAUGCUACCGAUGUACAGCAAAAAGCCGGUGCGAAGUGUACAAAUUCUCGGCGAGGAGUGAAGACCGCGCCGGGUUUCGUUUCUUUUUCUUCUAGUUCGGUAGCGCUGUAAACACGCAGUUUAGGCUUACUAGGAGUGACUAGGUUUAGGUUCUUGGGGUAGGCGGCUUCGGAGCUGCUCCCUUUUUUUGUGUAGCAUUUAGUUUUGUUGUACCUUCCGUAUUCUUUCCCUUUUCCGUUUUGCUUUGAUGGCGUGUAGUCGUGACACUCGAACCACUAGAAUAAGAUGUACCAAAGUUUACCCCCGCGCGUCACAACACCGCACACUCACGAUUACGGUUACUCCACAAGGCCUGUCAAAGCUAGCGACUCGAAAGCGGAAUACGCUGCGAUCCCGAGGGGCAAGAUGCAACUUAAAUACGACGUGUUUCAAACGUAAAAUAAGGGAUAAAAUUCUGAAGAGGGCAAUCUUCCCGGUCGGGCGAUGUGUUUCGUUUAAUCUUGACGCAAAUUUUCACCAACUCUUUUCACCAAU
Anopheles merus is the source of this 4046-nucleotide messenger RNA. Its product is annotated as extensin-like. The record is from RefSeq and is a predicted model, not a curated record. Lineage: Eukaryota; Metazoa; Arthropoda; Insecta; Diptera; Culicidae. The transcript has 2 exons. Bases 871 to 3573 code for a protein of 900 amino acids.